Saprolegnia diclina VS20 is the source of this 5097-nucleotide messenger RNA. RefSeq lists its product as hypothetical. The transcript has 7 exons. Bases 1 to 5097 code for a protein of 1698 amino acids. Gene Ontology annotation, molecular function: protein binding. The record is from RefSeq and is a predicted model, not a curated record. NCBI's taxonomy places the organism in Eukaryota, Oomycota, Saprolegniomycetes, Saprolegniales, Saprolegniaceae.
AUGCCAGUGUGGCAGCAUCCGUUCGCUGACGUCUUCCGGCUCGUAUGCGCAGGCUCUUUUGCGACGUCGACGCGCGGCGACGUGGCCGAGCUCAUGGACAAGACGAUCCGGCGAAAGGUCUUCCGCAUCCGCGGCAAGAUCGCUGCGUCCAACCACCUGUCCGUGCCCGCCGAGGGCGAUAGCCUUCAGCUCACGGGGCGCUACAUCUACCUGCAGCUCCACCGUGCGCCGGGCGAGUCGGCGACGCUGCACUUGGACAUUGUGACGAAGAAACGGUCCGCGCUGCGCCUCUCGCUUAGCACCAUGUACUCGAGCGUGCGCAGCAUGGGCGUGAACCUUCGCCUACCUCUUCCACUAGGCGACAAGUGGACGGUGCUCGCGCUGGACAUGCACCGCCUCUUGGAGCUGCAUACGUCCGUUGCCUACAACCGCGAAGGCUACGAUUACCUCAAGAGCGUCCAGCUCUGCUGCUCGAUGAGCAUCCGUGGCAUCUACACGUCCGAUAUUCUCUACAUGCCCGAGACGCUGCCAAAAGGCAUGGAACUGCCUCUAAUCAAGUCGCAUGCUUGGGAGCUGUCGUACGACUGGCACUGGCUUCCAAGCAACCAACUUGACGCUAUCGACAUACCCACACCGAGCAAGGACGUUCUGCGGCCGGCCAUGCUCGCAUCGCCCGCUCGCAGCUCGCCACCAGCAUCGCCGCAAACGACGUCCUCUCCGCGAAAGAGGCCUGCGCCGUUGAAAGACGGCGAGCCUAGCACCCCGGCGCCCCUGCCGCUCUCGCAGCUCGAGCACGAAGCGCAGCUACAGACGCAUCGCAGCGCAGUUCUCCAAAAGGCCGAUUUGAUCUUGAAGCGAGCUGGCUUGCAGCGCCCGUUGCCCGCAUCUGCCGCGCCCAAUUCGCCGCCGGUAAGCCCCAAGCUCUACUACUCGCCGAGCAAGUACGGGCCGCGGAUACUUCCAAAAGCCAACUUGAUGUGGCCCGACCGCGUCCUUGCGCUCGAUCGCAUCGUGGGGCUUUCCCAAGCUUGCACGGGCGGCGCGCUGUGGUGCCACGCCUCCAAGUCCUUUCUGUACGCCAGCGACGCCACGCUCGUCCUCGCCGAGCGUCGUCCAAGCACCUUGGCCAUGUCGUUCUUGCACGGGCACGACCGAGACAUUCGCCACCUCGUGCUCUCUCCUACGAUGCACAUGGCCAUCACAUGCGAAGUCGGACCGUCGCCAGCGCUACGCCUCUGGUCUACGGCCACGUCGCGCUGUGUCGCGUGUCUGCGCGGCCACGUGCACGGCGUCGUGGCGCUGGCUGUCGGCGGCACACUGCUCGUCGUCGUCGGCAAGGACGCGCAGCACCGCACGCAGCUCAUCGUGUACGACGCUGCGAGUGCCACGUCCUCGUCGACACCGCUAUCGACGCUGCCAGUCGUCGCCAAACAAACGUCGGACUUUCCCAUUUCCACGUUGCGCUUCUCGCCGUACGACAGCGACCGCCUCGUCUCGUGCGGCCGCGAAAACAUUCGCUUUUGGCGCGUCAAGGCCGGGCACCUGCCGGGGUGUCCCGUCGUCUUGCACGAGUACGCCCGCGAUGCGCUCUUUACUGACAUUGCGUUUGAUCUACCGAGCACACCCGGUCGGCCCGUGUACGUCUCGUCGUCGCACGGCACCAUCUUGGUCCUUGACUACGCGUCGAUGGCGCUGCUGUGCGUCUACAAGCUGCACGACGCAGCGAUCCACAGUCUUGCGGUGAACGCGGGCUUCUGUGUCUCGGGCGGCGCCGACGGCUUCCUGCGCGUGUGGCCGCUGGACUUCUCCGACUUUUACCUCGAGGCGCGCCACGAAGCUGCGAUCCUCUCGGUCGACCUCUCGGGCGACGGCCUCGAAGCCAUAGCGACGUGCGCCAACGGAACGGUCGGGAUCCUUGACGUGAGCAGCCACGCAUACAGCAUUGUGCAGCGCGCGCACACAGCGGCCAUCUCUGCGAUCGCGUUGAGCCCCAAGAGUGACGCACUCGUGUCGAUCGCAUUCGAUCGGACGAUCCGCGUCUGGGAUGUACCGACGGGGCUGCAGACGUACGAGUUCAAGACCGAGGCGAGCGUGGGCACGUGCAUCGCGCACCACCCGAGCGACGCGCGCAUCGCGGUCGGCUUUGCCUCGGGCAUGCUGCGCAUCUUUGACAUUCCGAGCAUGACGAUCCUCGAGACGUACCACCAGCAUGUUGGUCCGAUAUUAGAUGUCCAGUACGGGCUCCAGAGCGUCUACUCGAGCGGCGAGGACCAGCAAGUGUGCUGCUACCAGCACCACUCGUCCACCGUGCUCUCGGUACAUGGCGCAUACCCCAUCACGAACGGCCGGUUCUGCGUCGACGUCGUCUUGCAGUACCUUGCGAUCGCUGGCGCCGACAGCAGGUCCAUUGAGCUCCUCGACAUGUACUCGCUGCGGCGCAAGCGGUCGCUGCAAUACUGCGACGGCAAAGGCGCCCCGAUGCAACUGCGAAUGCUCGGGUUCAUCCAGCAUCAGCAACUGCUCGUGCUUGUCGUAUCGUCGCAGCGGCUGCUCCUCAUGGCGCCAUCGACCGGCGACGUAGCCCGGACGUGGGCGUCGAUUGCCGACGGCAGUGUCGGAGACCUCGCGCACAGUCCGUUUGGCCGAUACAUUGUACACGGCCGCGCCGACGGCGGUGCGCUCAAGGCGCUCAUGCUCGAGCACCCGCAGCAGCUCCGCCUGACGCAGUCGUUUGCGGGUCCGAGCCAUGGUCUCCAGCGCGUUCUCUUCUCACAAGACGGCAAGUGGGUGGUGACGAUCGGCGGCAGCGCCGCGCUGCUUCUUUGGCGCUUCCUCGGGUAUGAGGACGACCUGCGCGCGACCAACACGGACAGCAUGCUAUCCGAGGCUGCGUUGGCGUCCAUCGACGAAGCCGCCUUGUUUGAGCAGCACCACAAGAGCGACAACCAGCUCCUCGGCGACACCUCCGAAGACGAAGACGAGGACGGUGGUGUGCCGCGACAGCUCGUACCGACGCCGACGCAGCGUCCGUCACGGCGCAAGUCCAUCUCGGAGCUGCCGCCGAGUCCGAUUGUCUUGUCUGACAUUCCAUGGAGACCCGUCAUGACGCGCGUACGUGGCUUCAACGUGGACGCGACGUCGCCUGUCGUGUGGUCGGCAGCGCACCAAACGCUCGUCCGAGCGGUGGGCUCCCGCGUCGUCAUCGAGACGCCGUCCUCAAGCCGACACGCGUGUCGACAAGCGUCAUCUCGCGUCCUCGGGCUCGCCCUCGGCCCAGCCCAAGACGUUGUUGUCUACUGGGACGCAACGCCGUCGCUGACGUUUGUUUCGCUGAAUGACGCCAUGACGAUGACGACAACGUCCGUCGACGCGUCUGUCCGGUCCGUUGCGUUUGAAAGCUCACGUCGCGUCUGGUGCAUUGCUGGCGGCGACCUCUUGCUCCUCGAUACCGAGACCAUUGUAGCGUCCAUAGCUUUAUUGAGCGACGCGCCUUGCCAGAUCGAGUGGCUCGGCCAUACGACGGUCGACGUCGUCACAGCCCACCCCGUCCAGUUCUGGAAGUGGACUGGCCACGCCAUCGUUGCUGUGCCCAUCCGCACCGACGUCUCCCUGACGCUCAUUGCGUCAUCGCAGGCCCGUCGGCACUGCGAGUUGGUUCUGGGCUGGAGCGCUGAGACGAGCAAAGUGCACUUUUUAAAUACUUCGACGACCUCGAUCGUGUGCUCUGCGACGCUCCAGGCGCACAAGCGGUCCACAGUAGCCCAUUUGGCCUGGUGCAACGACACGACGGUGGCCGUCGCCACGGCCGACGCGCCGUACGUGUGGCUCUACCAGCUCGUGUUGGCGGCAGACGGCGAGACGCUGGCGCUGGACGCGAUGGAGCGCGACGGUCUCUCGCUGCUCACCAACGUCCCGCCUAUUGGUGGCGCCAUGAGCAGUCUUCUGCGCGUCGACGCGCCCGUCCAGUCGAUGACGUGGCAUUCAGCUUCGCACGCCGACGACUACGGGAUCAUCAUUACGAGAACGGGCGCGGUCUGGUCGGUACAGCCCGCGGCUUUUACACGGCAGCUCCUCGACCUCACGCUCGCCGCGCCCAUCACGAGCCUCGGCGUCCUCCCGUCCGGCGACAUUGGUACGCUCGCCGACUCGACGCUGCGGCUUUGGGACGCAACGACGUUGCGCGAGUGCUGUUUUCACGCAUCGUUGCCGCCACAAGUGCCGUCCGCGUUCGCGAGCUCGGCCUUUGGAUGCGUCGUGGGCUAUCCCAACGGCCAGCUCCGAGUUCUCUGCAGCGACGGCAGCAGCGUCACCACCUGUCAACCGUGGGCUCUCGAGACAGCUCGGUCCAAGAACUUUUUGCGACGGUACACGUCCGAUGUCUCCACUGACGUCCUCUCCUUUCUGCGCAACGCGCCGACGGUGCUGGUCGGCAACACGCUCGGGCAGCUCGUGCUCCUCUCCCUUCCCUCCAUGGACGUGACGUGGGUGCCUCUGCCCUUUGGCGCCCAAGCAAAUCCUUCAACCUUAUCGUCGCAAAACCAUCCGCAAGUCGGCGGCCAGCUCCUGCAUUGCUCCGGAGCCACCGACGCCAUCGUCGUCGUGUGGGCGUCUCAGGCAGGAAAGAGCCACGUGCACAUCUACACUGGCCACGGCUCGGUCUUGCAGGAUGCGUGGAAGCUGCCACAGGUGCCGCCCGCCCACGCCUGGGGCCUCCUCUCACCGCACGAAGACUCGGUGGUCCUCUACAGCGCGGUCGGCGGCAUCGAAGCCCGCUGUUUCCAACGCCGCACUGUGCUGUGGCAGUGCGCACUCGCUCCGUCCCCGACAACCGCGAUCCUGCUCGACGACAUGCUCUUGCUCACCUCAGCGGGCCUUCUCCACCGCCUCGACCUGCGCGACAUGUUGUUGGCACCCAUCGCAAGUAUGAACUCGGUGCUGGCGGCCGCCAUCGAGGGCGAACGCAUUUGCCAGCGGAACGGAGCGCUGUACAUCGCUGAUGGCAACUGCCUCGUUCGCGUGGAGCUCACUCGACUUGCGCCAGUCAUGGACCAGAACAGCGACGAUGACGUGCUGGAAGAUCGCGCGUUGGCCGAGUGA